AUGGAGAAGCUCUCCCCAGGAACAAAGCUCCAGGUGGGCUCCCAUGAGACAGAGAUCGUCAAGUAUUUGGCUGAAGGUGGAUUUGCCCAUAUCUAUACCGUGAAACAGACACCAGUAGAAGAUGGUUUAGAAAUAGCAUGUUUGAAAAGAGUCAUUGUAAAGACGAAACCUGAAUUGAACUUGUUACGGAAAGAGGUGGAUACUAUGAAGAAGUUGGCUAAUAAUAAAUACGUGGUGAAGUAUUAUGAUUCAAAUGCUCAAAAGCUGGAAGAUGGAACUUAUGAGGUGCUACUUUUGAUGGAGUACUGUCCGAAUAAGAGCUUGUUAGAUUUAAUGAACCAGCAUUUGAAGACUAAGUUAUCAACUGAUCAAAUAUUAAAGAUCAUGUUUGAAAUAUCCGUGGCUGUUUCAUCAAUGCAUUACAUGAAUUUGAUCCAUAGAGAUCUUAAAGUGGAAAAUGUUCUUAUCAAUGCCAACAAUGAUUUCAAGCUAGCUGAUUUUGGUUCCACUAGUGGUUUUAUUGCUCCCCCAAAGAGUCAGGAAGAAUUUCAGGCCAUUGCACAUGAUAUCCUCUAUCAAACAACUCCACAGUAUAGAGCACCUGAGAUGAUUGAUCUUUAUAAAAAUGUUUCAAUUGAUUAUAAGUCUGAUAUCUGGGCCCUUGGUGUUUUCCUUUACAAAUUAAUGUAUUACACCACUCCUUUUGAGGCUCAAGGUGAGCUAGCUAUUCUUCAUGGUUUCUUUCAGUUUCCCCCAGCACCAAAGUAUCCUUCAAGAUUGAAAAACUUGAUUAUCAUUAUGCUUCAAGUUGAUGUUAAUUUAAGACCAAAUAUCUACCAAGUUGUUUACGAACUAUGUGAUAUUUUGGGGAAAGAAGUUCCUAUCAAAGAUUAUUAUGGGUUG
Messenger RNA from Hansenula anomala, 903 nucleotides. RefSeq lists its product as uncharacterized. Lineage: Eukaryota; Fungi; Ascomycota; Saccharomycetes; Phaffomycetales; Wickerhamomycetaceae. Gene Ontology annotation, biological process: peptidyl-threonine phosphorylation; actin filament organization; actin cortical patch assembly. The annotation marks the transcript as partial. Gene Ontology annotation, cellular component: cytoplasm. Gene Ontology annotation, molecular function: protein serine/threonine kinase activity; ATP binding. The record is from RefSeq and is a predicted model, not a curated record. The transcript has 2 exons.